Molecule: messenger RNA, 2005 nt
Organism: Cuscuta epithymum
Lineage: Eukaryota; Viridiplantae; Streptophyta; Magnoliopsida; Solanales; Convolvulaceae
Source: the annotation of a GenBank genome assembly
ACCCUUUUCCUACCCAUGACUUAAAAAAAACCACUAUAAAUUAUAAUAUAUAUCACCUUGACUCGUAACAUCAAACUACUAAUUCCCCCCUGGUAAACAUAAAAAAACAUGGGAUCUGACAUUGGACAGGAAACCAUGGUGAAACCAAAGGAAGACCAUAUAUUCCGGAGCAAAUAUCCUCCUGUCCAAGUUCCUGAUGACAUGACGCUGCCCAACUUCGUACUUCAUAAUGUGGAACUCUACACAGACAAGGUGGCAUUUGUGGAUGCUGCCACUCGGAAAGCAUACACUUAUGGUCAAGUUGCAAAGGAUAUUCAGAGAUUCGCAAAGGCGUUGAGGUCACUAGGCCUGAGAAAGGGGCGGGUGGUGGUUGUUGCCCUGCCAAAUGUGGCUGAAUAUGCCAUUAUUGCACUGGGAAUCAUGGCUGCUGGCGGUGUCUUAUCUGGUGCCAACCCAGCUUCCCAUGCUUCUGAACUCAAGAAGCAAGUUGAAAUGGCUGACUCAAAGCUUAUUGUUACUGAUGCUUCAACUUAUCCCAAGGUUAAAGAUUUGGGGAUUCCAGUGAUAUUAGUGGAUGAGGAGCAUAUUCAGGGAACAAUAAAGUGGGUCGAAUUGCUUGAGGCUGCAGACCGUGCGAGCAAUGACCUCACUCUCUCCGAAGAUGAGGUGGUAAAGCAGAGUGACUUAUGUGCCCUUCCUUUUUCAUCAGGCACAACCGGUGUGUCAAAGGGGGUGAUGCUGACACAUAGAAAUCUGGUGGCUAACCUUUGCUCCUCACUCUUUAGUGUAGGACCAGAUAUAAUAGGGAAUGUGGUUAUACUAGGGCUAAUCCCAUUUUUCCACAUAUAUGGAUUGGUUGGAAUUUGUUGUGCAACCAUGAGAAACAAGGGGAGAGUGGUGGUCAUGCGCCGGUAUGAACUGAGAGCGUUCCUCGGCGCUCUCAUCAACCAUGAAGUCAACUUUGCACCAAUCGUGCCACCCAUCAUUUUGGGAUUGGUCAAGAACCCCGUUGUAGAUGAGUUUGAUCUUUCCAAGCUCAAACUCAAAUCCAUCAUGACGGCCGCUGCCCCCCUAGCACCUGAAAUUCUUAAUGAAUUCCAGAGGAAAUUCCCUGAAGUUGAAGUCCAAGAGGCAUAUGGCAUGACUGAGCACAGCUGCAUCACGCUUACUCAUGGAGAUCCAAAAUUGGGUCAUGGCAUUGCCAAGAAGAAUUCAGUAGGUUUUAUUCUUCCUAAUCUAGAAGUGAAGUUCAUUGAUCCUGAAUCUGGUCUAUCUCUUCCAAGAAACACCCCAGGGGAGCUUUGUGUCAGAAGCCAAUGUGUCAUGAAAGGUUACUACAACAACGAGCAUGAGACUGCCCUUACAAUAGAUAAGGAUAGCUGGCUCCAUACCGGGGACAUUGGUUACAUCGAUGAUGAUGGAGAUAUCUUCAUCGUGGACCGCAUCAAGGAGUUGAUCAAGUUCAAGGGUUUCCAAGUAGCUCCUGCCGAGUUAGAAGCAACACUUCUCAGCCACCCUUCAGUUGAAGAUGCUGCUGUUGUCGGGUUACCUGAUGAGGAAGCUGGAGAGGUUCCUGCUGCAUGUGUGGUUUUGUCUCCUGGAGCAAAGGAUACUGAAGAGGACAUCAUGAACUACAUUGCAUCUUGCGUAGCACACUACAAGCGUGUGAGAGUUAUGCAAUUUGUUGAUUCCAUACCUAAAUCACCUUCGGGCAAAAUCAUGAGGAGACUUAUUAAAGACCAGGUGGUGGAGAAUCUUACCCGUGGAUCCAAUGAUGUGCGUUUCAAGCAAGCCUAGAGAUAUAAUCAUAAGAAUCCUCCGCUGUUAUGACCAAGUAUAUUAUUCUUAAGAAUACAAAUAUGAUUUUUUACUGUAAGAUGUUGGUGGAAAUGACAACGCCAUUCAUAUAUCAUGCCUAAAACACCUUUCAAGUUAAGAAUAUUAACACUUUCAAGAGUGUGCUGAUGUUAAAUCUGGUAUGAAAUAGUAUAUGACAAUUGUCAAA